This is a messenger RNA of Stegastes partitus (bicolor damselfish), 6483 nucleotides long. RefSeq names its product SET domain containing 1B, histone lysine methyltransferase a (gene setd1ba). Lineage: Eukaryota; Metazoa; Chordata; Actinopteri; Pomacentridae. The record is from RefSeq and is a predicted model, not a curated record. Gene Ontology annotation, molecular function: RNA binding; histone H3K4 methyltransferase activity; protein binding. The coding region runs from base 728 to 6205 and encodes 1825 amino acids. Gene Ontology annotation, cellular component: Set1C/COMPASS complex. The transcript has 18 exons.
AACGGCACUAGUUUCUCGGUCGGGAUUAGCGAGAGAAAGAAACAACCCGCCGCAUUCCAACAGUUAUAAACGUUAGCUUGUAUGCUAACUCCAACUAGCUAGUUUUUUUUUUUUUUUUUUUAUUUUUUGUUGGUUCCGGGGUUUCUUGGCGUUUUUUUGUUGUUUAAAAAAAACAGUCAAAAAAAAAAACGCCUGAAUUCGAACCACAAGUCUGCACCACAUGAAACCGUCCGACCGAAUCAGUUUUAUUAGCCUUUUAGUGGCAGUUAAGAAGAUAUUGCCCCCUGUGUCUAUCUUGUGUUUGCCAGUUGAGUAAAUGCAGGCGGCAGAUUCGGUACAAAAAUGCUUUAGGCAGGGGGGGUUUAGCGACGCUGAAUUACCACCACGCCGGAAAGAAACACACGUACGAAUGCUAACGUCGUUAUUUGUGAUUUUUAUUUUUUUCCCCCAUUUUUUUUUCACAAGUCACCUGCAGCGUUAAACGAGCGCUGGAAACAGCAGCGAGUUUGUGUCGAAAGUGCGGCUAGCUUCGGAGGUGGGCAAGCCUAGCGGUGUAUUGUGGGAGAGACAGCAGCUACAGACCAGAGGCACACAAUAUGUGUUGGCUCUCGCCGAAAAGGAGGCAGUAUUCUUCAAGCUAAAUCAUGUAAUGUAAGCGGCGAAAGGAAAGCGAUUUCGUCUUUUCAUCAAUUGGAAAAAAAAACACACACGCUCGAUCGGACGAACCAUGUCCAAGCCAGGAGAGAGGAACAGAUUGAACGAAGACCAUGGCAGAAAGCAGAGUUCAAGUUUGGCGAACGGCAUGGACAGUCAUCCCGUCUGCGGCUCGGCGGAGAAGCGGAGUCACCACUGGAGAAGUUACAAGUUGAUAAUCGACCCGGCGCUCAAGAAGGGAUCCCACAAACUGUACCGCUACGAUGGACAGACUUUCAGCAUGCCCAACCCCGGGAUACCUCCGGUGGACAUCGUCCGGGACCCGCGGAUCGGUCGACUCUGGACUAAGUACAAAGAGACGGACCUACCGGUGCCCAAGUUUAAGAUCGAUGAGUGUUACAUCGGCCCCGUGCCUCCAAAGGAGGUGACAUUCGCCCGACUCAACGACAACAUCAGGGAAGGAUUUCUUACCGACAUGUGCAAAAAAUUCGGGGAGAUCGAGGAGGUGGAGAUCCUGUACAAUCCGAAGAACAAAAAGCACCUGGGAAUAGCUAAAGUUGUUUUCGAGACCGUGAAAGCCGCCAAAGUGGCCGUGCAGUCGCUCCACAACACGUCUGUUAUGGGAAACAUCAUCCACGUGGAGCUGGACCCGAAAGGUGAGAAUCGCCUCAGGUACUUCCAGCUCCUGAUGAAUGGCAGCUACACUCCGAGGACCCUGCCUGUUGGUGGAGAGGAAGCCAGAGAAGUUUCCCCUCGGAGCCUGGCAGAAGCCUUGCUGGCCUGCGAGCCCAUCCGCAGGUUGUCCGAGAGCAGCGUGGCUACCGUGGGUGGGACGUUGCCGCCGAGCAGCUCCAGCACUCCCCUCACCCUGGAGACGGGCUACUCCAGCCUAAGGCAGGACACGCCUCAGUCCCAGGGAACCCCUCAUACGCCACGCCAAACAGGUACUCCCUUCUCGCAAGACUCCAAUUACUCCAGCCGGCAGUCCACGCCUGCGUACCAGCCCAACCGUCCUGAGAGCUCCGGAGGUUACAAAUCUCGCAGACACGAGAGUAAGUUCCAGGAUGCGUACAACCGCAGACCGGACAGGCCUCAGUAUCGCAUCCCCAUGUAUCGGGGUACGUCGGAGCAAGCUGCUUUCAAACAGCACCAGCUCACGCCGCCCGAACCUCCGCCUUCCACUACUUCUUUCACCUACACGGCGCCUCCCCCCGCUACACCCAACUUCAAACCCGCCUUCUCGCCCUACCAAGCCCCUUUGCCCCCAGCGUUCCCCCCAUCGGAGCCAGCUUUCCAUCACCCAGCCCAAAGGGAGGGUGAGUACCUCCGGCCACCGCAGCCGCCUCUGGCUGCCGCCACUGACUUUAUGCCGGUCAAGGAGAGACCAGAAACUCCUCCGAUCCCAGAACCCCCGCCUGAGCCCUUGCCCCAUCCGAGUACCCCUCCUCCUCAAACGCCAGAGCACUGCCCCUCACCUGGUUCCCCCGUGCUGGAUCCAGAGCGCAAUAGCCUGGAUUCCCGCAUCGAGAUGCUCCUCAAGGAGAAAAGGACAAAACUGCUGCCGUUCCUGGAGGAGCGGGACUCGGACACUGAGGUGCAUAUGGAGGGAAGUCCCAUUUCCUCCUCCUCCUCUCAGCUAUCCCCAAUUCCCCCUUUCACGAGCGGCUCCCAAGGUGGCCAGCAAAAUUCCCGUCCCUCGAGCACAGGCUUGGAGGACAUCAGCCCGACCCCACUGCCAGACUCGGAAGAUGAAGAACCAAUUCCCGGAACUGCCUCCUCGAUCAAGAGAAUCAGCUCUCCUGGUCACGACAAGAUGAGCAACAGUGACCUCAAAGAUGGACCUUUUCGAGGCCACACUCCCACUGAUAAAAUGGACACGGGUCAUCAGUCAUCAGGGGAGGACAUGGAAAUCUCUGACGAUGAGAUGCCCGGGACUCCGAUCACCGGCGGGGAGUGUGGCAAAGGCAUCGUUGUCAACUCGGCAGUGUCCCCGAUGCAGACCAUGUCCAUCCAUCCCGCCGGCUACCACCCCCUGCAGCACCAAGCCGGCUUUGCGAUCGCACAUCACCACCUGGCCCCUCACUCCGCCGUCCCGGGACACCCUGCUCACCUGGCCGCCCAUCCUGGAGUGCCUCCCCACAUGCUGCCACACAUGGGUCCCUACCCGCACAGCAUGAUGCCGCUGGUGCAGAUGGAGCUGAUGAACUGCUUGCGGUGGGAACAGUGGAGCACGGUUCCGAUGUCCUUCCAGAUGCAGCAGCAGAUGCUGAGUCGCAUGGCUCAGACCAGAGGGCCCUAUCCUUACCCGCAUUUUAUGGACAGUGCGGCAUCUGGGCCCUUUGGGGGACCUUACGCACCUCUUUCCAUGGGUGCUACACCCGCGAGCAACACGGGAGCACCCGGACAGCAAUGGCAGCAUCCCAGUUUACCAAAGUUCAACCCCACUGUUCCUCCUCCCGGAUACGAGACUAAAAAGGAGGAUCCCCACAAGGCCACCGUCGAUGGAGUGCUGCUGGUCAUCGUCAAAGAGCUGAAGGCCAUCAUGAAGAGGGACCUCAACCGCAAAAUGGUGGAGGUGGUGGCUUUCAGGGCUUUCGACGACUGGUGGGAUAAGAAGGAGCGCUCGGCGAAGGCCUCUUUGACUCCAGUUAAAGGUGCCGAGGGGAAAGAGGAAGAAAGACCCAAACCCAAAGAGACGAUGGGUUCAAGUCUGCUGGAGAACUGGAACAAGGGCGAAGGACUCGGCUACGAAGGAAUGGGCCUGGGAAUCGGUUUACGAGGAGCCAUCCGGUUACCGUCCUUCAAGGUGAAAAGGAAGGACCCACCUGAGGCUGCAUCAGCUGGCGACAACAAACGGGCCCGACCCUCCACUCCAGUGGAUGACGAGCUGGAGGACGAAGACCGGGAUCGAGAUCCAGCCGAGCUCCCCUCAGACGAUUCCAAAUUGGACGGCGACGGCACCGCAGCCAAGCGAAGACACUCGCGACCGCUGGAGCUGGACAGCGAGGGAGAGGAGGAGCUGGACACCUCAGGGAAGGAGGAGGAGUCGUUGUCGGACAGGGAGGAGGAGCCUGAUGAAGCGGUGGCGACAGACAGACUGUCGUCAGGCAAGGAGAGCGCCGAUGAUGAAGACGAGGGAGGCUCAUCCAGCGACAGCGCUUCCUCAGAUUCAUCUGAUGAUGAAGCCGAGAGUUCGUCUUCCUCCAAAGCCAGCUCGGACUCCUCAUCAGAAAGCGAAGACUCCUCUGAGUACGAGUUGAGCUCUGAAGAGGAGGACGACAAGGAGACGGCCACAGAAGAUCUGGAGGGUGGUAGCAAAGCGGCCGAGACCUCCUCGUCUUCUUCGUCGUCCUCAUCGUCAUCUUCUGAUGAGGAGGAGGGGGAGGCGGACACCAAGCCACCAAGCCCCCUGGCAGCACCAGUCCCAGAGGUUAAAGAAGAGCAGAGAGGCAGGGAGGAGCUGAGCAGCAAGCCCAAACACAGACCUCCCAGUCCUAAGGAGGAGGCAGCGGAGGACGUGAAGCCGCCGUCACCAAAAGGCAUCCCAGUUACAGACGUAGGCACCGUUCCUGUGGUAAAGUCGGAGCCUCAGGAGCAUGUAGCGAAUCUUCGGCCGCCUACUCCCACCGGCGCCCUGCCCGACAGCGACCAGGAGACAAAACCCAAAGGUAAAGCAGAGCCUGAAGAAGUAGCCUGCACCCCUGGUCGAUUAGCCCCGUCCCAGGUAGAUCCAAACACACCUGUCCCCAAGUCCGCCUCCGCAUCUUUAAUGCACCUCCCUCUCCCUCCUCACCCGGCGGUAGAAGGCCGUUCCCUCCUCCAUCCACCCCCCGGUCCUCUGCCUGACUUCCCUCAGCGGCCCAGGCUCCCCACGGACGAGGACAUCCCCCGCACGCCGGGCAGGGACCUGAUGGAGCGUGCCCGGAGUCUGGGUAAAUCCCAGAGCACCGACACAGUGCCCAUCACCCCUGGUGGCGACGCCCCGCUAACGGGCAGUAGUCUGUUGCUCAGCUCCCCUCACAUCCCUGGUAGUCCCUUUUCCUACCCCGCACAGUCCCCUGUCCUUAGCGCCGGAGUCCCCCGUACUCCAGGAAGAGACUUAACAUUCACCCCUGUCUUCCCCGACCCCUCAGCACUGACACUUAAUAGAAAAGUAUCUUCUGAGAGCUUGGACGAUAGACCAGUUUUUAAGGAGCCGCCCAUCAGCGCUCUGCCUAACCAGGCGCUGUCAGCCGGCACAGAACGCUCAGCCAGCGUCCCUGAAGAUCUACCUUCUGGUCUCUCUGUAGACGUCCCGGUGCCAUCAGACACAACACCGUCAAAGAGGAAACCUGGACGACCUAAAGGCAAAAAGACCCCGGCUGUCUCUGUGACCGAUGAGUCUUUGGAGCUUUCAUCUGAGCCCACUCCGCUGCCUCAUGAAACACAUCUCGGCGAUCUGUCCGUGCAGACGAUAUCUGCCAAAUCCCCCAAACACCCGAGCCUGGACUUCCGGGAAGGAGAGGGGGAGCCUCAGACGGAGCUGCCUGCCGACGACGACUUCUUGUCCUACGAAGAUGAGGCGCCUGUGGCCGUGAAGCCAGCUCGGAGGACGCGGCGAGGCUGGGAGGAGCUGCUGCUGGACAGCUUGUCGCCCGUCACCACGCCUCCCCGGCCGUACUUCACCCCGCGCUCCGAGUUUGAGGAGAUGACCAUCCUGUAUGACAUCUGGAACGAAGGCAUCGAUGACGAGGACAUUCGGCUCCUGCAGAUCACUUACGACAAAAUGCUGCAGCAGGAUAACGGCAACGACUGGCUCAACGACACGCUCUGGGUCAACCACCCUCCUACCAACAUCCCUGGAGUGAAGAAGAAGAGGCGAGACGAUGGCAUGAGGGAUCACAUGACCGGCUGUGCGCGAAGCGAGGGAUACUACAAGAUCGACAAGAAGGACAAGAUCAAGUACCUCCAGAGUACACGGCUGCAGUCGGAGGAGCCGCCAGUCGACACACAGGGCAUGAGCAUUCCUGCACAGGUCCACGCCUCUACCAGAGCUGGCUCGGAGCGGCGGUCGGAGCAGCGACGUCUGCAGUUCUCUUUUGCGUGUGACAGCGACCUGCUGAAGUUCAACCAGCUGAAGUUCCGUAAGAAGAAGAUCCGAUUCUGCAAAUCUCACAUCCACGACUGGGGUCUGUUUGCCAUGGAGCCUAUUGCUGCUGAUGAGAUGGUGAUCGAGUACGUGGGACAGAACAUCCGACAGGUGAUCGCGGACAUGCGGGAGAAGCGCUACGAAGAGGAGGGCAUCGGCAGCAGCUACAUGUUCCGCGUCGACCACGACACCAUCAUAGACGCGACCAAGUGUGGCAACUUCGCCCGAUUCAUCAACCACAGCUGCAACCCCAACUGUUAUGCGAAAGUCAUCACGGUGGAGUCCCAGAAGAAGAUCGUGAUCUACUCCAGGCAGCCCAUCAACGUCAACGAGGAGAUCACGUACGACUACAAGUUCCCCAUCGAGGACGAGAAGAUCCCCUGUUUGUGCGGGGCGGAGAACUGUAGGGGAACGCUGAAUUAACGUCCAGCGGGAGGUCAGAAGAAUCCCCCCCAAACGUUUCUUUUAAGUUGCUCAGACACCAUGUUAGAACCCUGGACGAGGAGGAACUGAUGAAGGAAGUUUUUUUUUUUUUUUUUAAAUCUCGGAGCGAGGAGCAGAAUCCGGCAAGUCCCCCCCUGGAGGAGAGUUCAGCUGCUGAGCUCUUCCCGUAUUUAACUCUAGAUUGUUUACGAUUUAUGGUGCUCUUAACAUUAAAAAAAACAACAAAAACACAUAAUUUUUCUUUAUGUGUAAACACU